Taeniopygia guttata (zebra finch) is the source of this 2200-nucleotide messenger RNA. The record is from RefSeq and is a predicted model, not a curated record. Lineage: Eukaryota; Metazoa; Chordata; Aves; Passeriformes; Estrildidae.
GGUAAGCCUUUUUCUUAACCCCUGGAUCUUGGUAGCUGGGCGCUCUCUAAGCAGGAAGUGAAACCUGUCUGGGGACAAAACACAGCAGAAAUGGGGUAAGGGCAGAGCAGGGAGCUCAGCUGCUCGCUGUUGUGGAUACGCUGCUUUAUUUACUCAGUUGUGAGCCUCAAGCAAGUCGGGCAUUUGUCCCAUCUGCCUCAUUUCACCAACCCUCAUAAAAACAGCCCUGUAAGCACCCUCAAGAGAUGGACAGACAGACAAACCCACACCAGCAUUUUCUCUAGGCAGCAUGGACAUCAAGGAGUAUUUUACCAGAAUUUCUUACCAGGGCUCCCCCAAUAAGCCAGACCUGGCUACCUUGUCAGAUAUAUUCCAGCACCACAUCCAAGCUGUCCCUUUUGAAAACCUCAGCAUCCACUGUGGAGAAAGAAUUGAGCUGGACCUGGAAGCGACCUACAAGAAGAUAGUGAGGAACAAACGUGGGGGCUGGUGCAUGGAAAACAACUACCUUCUGUCUUGGGUCUUCAAAACUCUUGGCUACAGCGUCACACUUCUAGGAGCAAAAGUUUAUGUCCCAGAGCUUGAUGCCUAUGCAGAUGAAAUGGAUCAUCUGCUGCUACAAGUGGAGCUUGAUGGCAAAUCCUACAUUGUGGAUGGGGGAUUUGGGAUGGCCUACCAGAUGUGGCAGCCAAUGGAACUGAUUUCAGGGACAGAUCAGCCUCAGACUCCUGGGAUCUUUCGUUUUCAGGAGGAAAAUGGGACCUGGUACCUUGAGAAAGUGAAAAGGAAGCAGUGGGUCCUGAACCCAAGCACCUCGACUUCCCCAAAUGUGGAAAAUGAAGUUUGCCGUCGGGUUUAUCUCUUCACCCUUCAGCCACGAGACAUUGAGGAGUUCAUGGGCUGCAAUGUCCACCUGCAAACAGCACCUGACUCACUCUUUGUAACCAAGUCCAUCUGCAGCCUGCAGACCAGCGAUGGCAUCCGGGCGCUGGUGGGGUGGAAACUCACUGAGAUAAAGUACAAUUAUCGGGACAAUAUGGAUCUUGUGGAAAUCAGAAUCCUUGCAGAUGAAGAAAUAGAGAAAACACUGAAGGAGAAAUUCAAUAUAACACUGAACAAGAAAUUUGUACCUGCUAAUACGAGCAAGUUUUCUCUGUUCUAACUCACUGCCUGAAUUACAAUUCAAUUCAGUGGCAUUACAGACAAUUCUUCCCUCUCUUUUUGACAGGCAUCCAAAGGUUAAUCUUUCUCCUUCCAACUACACCAUUGUAAGGCCGAACAUACUAUCCUGAAUCUGGAAAAAUGUUUUCAUCACUUAAAAGCAUUUUUACCACACUAAGUGUAGCUGGGCAGAAUGAUGGAGUUGUAUGUCUUUGUCUUUAUUUCCUGAUGCUGCUCCUUGGGAAAAUCACACCUGCCUCUUAAAUGAAUACUAUAUUAUUUUGGGAGUGUAAUAGCCAAAAAACCAAAGCCAUCCUGUGCUGAGUUUCUCCAGUAUAGCCAUAAGGCUGUUUCUUUUUGCUCUCACAUCCACAACACCCUCUCUCUCCCAUGGCACUCAGGCCAUCCCACACCUGUGCAAACUCCCCAUGUGAGGACAGAUUCCUUAUGACUUAGAACUGAGGAUAAGAAAUGUCAGUGACUGUUCUGUGUUGUUUGAGACUUUGCACAGCUCCUGUUCUCUCAGUGCCAUAACCAGGAGCAGCAUUUCUGAAACUGAAAGCAUCUCCUGAGCAUUUUGUUUGCUCACACUCAGCAGCAGAGUGCUGGGAACACACGUUCCUCUCCUCAGACUCUGGGUGCUAUUGCACGUUCAUUAUUACAGCUGAACCCAAACACAUGCACAGAUUCUUUUUGUGAAACGUAUCUGUUCUAAUGAGGAAGUGUUUGCAGUGAUACUAAUUAAAUUAUUAUUAGGAGAAGCAAUGAAUCUCAAUCACAGACCUAACAACUAAGAUUUCUAGUAGGAGAAACUACUUAAAUGUGACCCCUUUGCCCUUUGAGAAGAUGCUUGGUGUUCCUUUAGGUACAAAUCUUGGAGGCGUUACAACUAUGCACUUAAAAUUAAGCAAAUUAUAGUAGUGAAUUACAAUUAAAUAAAAAAAUCAAGCACUGUGAACUAGAAAUUUUCUGACUUCUUUCCCCCUUAAAUUACAGCAUGUAUUCCCAUGGAAAAAAUAAAUGUCGUUAAUCACUGAAA